CAGUGGGGCAUUAGUUAGUGCACGGCAGCUGCGGAGAUGCAAACCACAAUGACAACGCGACGACUUGGCCUUCUCGGUCUGCUGGUGGUGCUGGGCUGCCUGGUGGCCCAGGGCAAACCACAUGGUUGGAGCAGCGGCGGCGGUGGCUCAGGCGGUUGGUCCUCCGGCGGUGGAUCGGGCGGCAGCAAGGUCAUCAUCAGUGCCUGGCCAUCCGGCGGUGGCGGCGGAGGAGGUUGGUCCUCUGGUGGCGGAUCAGGAGGAGGCUGGAAGAGCGGCGGUGGAGGAGGCUGGUCAUCCGGUGGAGGCGGCGGCGGUGGUGGCUGGCCAUCCGGUGGCUCCGGAGGCGGUGGCUGGAAGAGCGGCGGUGGCUCUGGCGGUUGGUCCUCCGGCGGAUCCUCUGGCUGGCCCAGCUCGGGCGGUUCCUCCGGCUGGAAGUCCGGCGGCAGUUCGGGAUUAUCCAGUGCCCUGUCCAGUCUCUCCGGUUGGAAAUCCCAGGCUUUGGGUAGCUUGAGCAGCGGUUGGAAGAGCGGCGGCGGCGGCGGUGGAGGCGGUGGAGGCGGCUGGCCAUCUGGUGGCGGAUCAGGAGGAGGCUGGAAGAGCGGCGGCGGCUCAGGCGGUUGGUCAUCCGGUGGCGGAUCCUCCGCCUGGCCCAGCAAGAUCAGCAGUGGUUGGUCCUCCGGCGGAGGAGGAGGAGGAAGUGGCGGCUGGUCAUCCGGCGGAAGCGGCGGCUGGAGCUGGUAAACAGAUCCUGGACACGCGACGACAUCCAAUCGAGGCGAACCGACGACGAGGCGACUCUAGAUCCACUGCUCAACUUGUACAUAACAUUCUCUGCGCUAAACUUAAUCAAUAAUUUUUUUUUGUGUUUCUAAAUAUGUGAAUAAAUCUUACAAGAAAGUAA
Molecule: messenger RNA, 901 nt
Organism: Drosophila suzukii
Lineage: Eukaryota; Metazoa; Arthropoda; Insecta; Diptera; Drosophilidae
Source: RefSeq, a predicted model, not a curated record